AGGCCACACCCGGACAAAUUGGGCGUGGCUUCCUGCCCUUUCGGGAAGUCGAGAAAUAAGUCUCCAAAGAGUUUUUAAAACUCAGCCAAGCCAACAAAGCGGGCAAAGAUGCACUACUAUCGUUAUGAAAAUGAAGAGGUCAGCUGCUGCUACAAGUACCUCAUGUUUAGCUACAACAUAAUAUUUUGGCUGGCUGGAGCAGCAUUCAUUGCCAUUGGGUUCUGGGCCUGGAGUGAGAAGGGUGUGCUGUUGGACCUGACCCAGGUGACACGGCUGCAUGGCUUUGACCCUGUGUGGCUGGUGCUGGCUGUGGGAGCGAUCACCUUCAUCCUGGGCUUCGCUGGAUGUGUAGGUGCACUCAGGGAGAACAUUUGCCUCCUCAAAUUUUUCUCAGGGGUCAUCGGGUUCAUCUUCUUCCUGGAGCUGACGGCAGCCGUGCUGGCGUUCGUCUUUCAGGACAACGUCAGGGAGUGGAUCAAUGACUUCUUCCUGUCCAACGUCAAGGCCUACAGGGAGGACAUCGACCUGCAGAACCUUAUCGACUCCCUGCAAAAGAUGAACCACUGCUGCGGAGCCAAGGAGCCUGAUGACUGGAACCUGAAUCUUUACUUCAACUGCACCGUCAACAACCCAAGCAGAGAGAGUUGUGGAGUGCCCUUCUCCUGCUGCCUCAGUGACCCUGCAGACACCGUUUUAAACACCCAGUGUGGAUAUGAUGUCCGUAAUGGUCCAAAGGGGGUCUGGAGUAACGCCAUUUACGUCAAGGGCUGCAUCCCAGCCUUGGAGGAGUGGCUGCCUCGGAAUAUCUACAUAAUAGCUGGAGUAUUCAUCGUUAUAUCUGUACUCCAGAUGAUGGGCAUCUUCUUUGCUCGGACACUGAUCGGUGAUAUUGAGAAGGUCAGGUUUAACUACUACUGAGUGGUGUGGUGAAAUGCAUAGGCCUACAGAGGACAGUACUGGGACUAUCCACCAUACAUUCCUCCCUAUCUCUGAUCUCUCUCUCUGAGGCAUGGCAAGCGACAAGAAUACGUCUAUACCCGUGGCUUGUUAUCUUUGGACUGUUCUGUCAGUCUCUGGAGAUGGGAUACCUCUGCAGAGCCUGCACAGUGGACAUUAAUGCGCCUUAUUCAACUCAAGACUCUUAUGUGCCUUCUCUCACAGGAUUGCAGUCGGACUUAAAAAUGCACCCUGGGUUUCCCUUUGUUUUUGUAAUUAGAUACAUUUUUGUAUGGUUUGCCUCAGACACAGUGAAUGUUUUCCUCUUUCCCGGCGACAGUCUUAACCAAUAAACCCAGGUAGAUUCCUGGGUCAAUACAUCAUACCUCAAUGAUCCAAAAACAAUUUAAGUUGCCGCACAGGUUUAAAGGUGUGUUCUCUAGCCUUCAGCGUUUCAUGAGUAGAAUGGUAGCAUAUCAGACUGGGGGAGGAGGAGUAGGAGUUUACCAUGUCAGUGCAGCUGCAAUGGCUCCGAUAUAAGACCUCGCCCUAGAGCUCAAUCUGAAACAACAGGAUUUCGGCACUGUUAUGUGACAGGCUUUCAACUGGCACCACCAUUGUCCCUUACCUCAGCUAAACAUGAGAGAUGCAGCUCUAUUUUAAAGGUAGACUCAAUAGAUGCAGACAGUAAACUGCAUGGUGGGUCAAUUUCCACAACAAAGUGUGAGCCUCAACUUCUCUUUUUUUAAUUUAAAAUUCUCUACCUACAAUGCUGUAACAGAGUGAAGCGAACCCGUGCAGAUACUGUUGAGCGCAAAGUAUUGCAUCUUGCUCAUCUCAAUAUCUGUGGUGCUGCUCGUGGCAGUCAUCUAGCGGAGUCUACCUUUUAAACCAUUAGAAUCAGUCUGCAGCCGGUCAAAACCAAAAGUUCACAGCUGAACCUCUGACCAAUUGUCCAUCAUGCCUUGUCUUUUCUAGCAGUCAUGUGUCUCUCAACUUGUCAUACAUACUUGUCAUUCCACAAUGUGUACUGCAUCAUGCCAUCUAGUGUUGCGUAUCGGUCAUGUAGACAACUUAAGGGAAACAACUGUUGACGCAAUGUGUGUGUAGAUGACAUGCUUUAUUUUGAUCAGUCUUAGAUGACCCCUAAGUGAAGUAUUAGUUAGCUUGUUGACUCAAGAGUAGCUGAGUUAGAUUAUUUUACUGUUGUGUUGACUCCAGCCAAGGAAGCUUGGGCAAGUGCAGCAGUGGAGACCGAGCCCGGUGUCUCUCAGACAGACAGACAGGGAGACAUCCAGAGCCCGGUGUCUCUCAGACAGACAGACAGACAGGGAGACAUCCAGAGCCCGGUGUCUCUCAGACAGACAUCCAGAGCCCGGUGUCUCUCAGACAGACAGACAUACAGAGCCCGGUGUCUCUCAGACAGACAGACAGGGAGACAUCCAGAGCCCGGUGUCUCUCAGACAGACAGACAGGGAGACAUCCAGAGCCCGGUGUCUCUCAGACAGACAGACAGACAGGGAGACAUCCAGAGCCCGGUGUCUCUCAGACAGACAGACAGGGAGACAUCCAGAGCCCGGUGUCUCUCAGACAGACCGACAGGGAGACAUCCAGAGCCCGGUGUCUCUCGGACAGACCGACAGGGAGACAUCCAGAGCCCGGUGUCUCUCGGACAGACCGACAGGGAGACAUCCAGAGCCCGGUGUCUCUCGGACAGACCGACAGGGAGACAUCCAGAGCCCGGUGUCUCUCAGACAGGGAGACAGGGAUACAGGGAGACAUCCAGAGCCCGGUGUCUCUCAGACAGACCGACAGGGAGACAUCCAGAGCAGCAUGGGCCACUUGAACCACAGGUGAGAUCUGAUCAUAGCGCUCAUAUCCCAUCAACCUAUAGCCGGGAUCGUGCUGUGAUCACAUCACUAGACCUGGUUAUCUGCCUGCAUGGUGAAAGUUUUGAUUGAGAGAUUGUAUUAACCUAUAAUGUCUUGAAUAAUUUUUACUGUCUUAUCUUGAUGAUGAUCUGUUUUUCUAAACACAUUCACAAACGCAAACCCAGUCGGCGCCUUUUUAAUUUUAGCUUGAAAAUGUGCUGAGCUGUUCCACUCUGCUCUUGUUAGAUAUUAAAUACAAUGCUGUCUGAUCGGGCUGCCCGGAGGCACUUUAUGUAGAAAAGAUACAAUUACAACUGUACGGGAUGUCUUGAUGCCCAACUCGUGUCUCCUCUGCUCAGCCUUUACACCUCAACAAGACACCCAGCCCACAUCCAAGUGACCUCUGGCCACAGAAUGAGCACAGACUUCCUGAAACAUUACUCCAAGCCUUCUGAAAGUGUUUUCAGCGGUGGUGUUUUCUGCAAGCUAGAUAACUGCUUGAGCUUGCUUUACCUUCAUCCUGUCCAAUGAUGCCCUGCUCAUUCCCCCUCCGCUGCUGUCCUCAUACCAGAAUGGGGUGUGUUACAGAGCCAUCUAUGGCAGGUAGCCUAGCGGUUAAGAACAUUGGGCCACUAAUCGAAGGGUCACUGGUUCAAACUCCCCAAGCCUGCUAGGUGAAAAAUCUGAUGUGCCCUUGAGCAAAGCACUUAACCCUAAUUGCUCUGUGUAAGAGUGUCUACCGAUUGACAAUGUAAUUGUUGAAUGAGGAUAUCUUUACAGCUGAUGAAUGCUAUACUUGAGCUAUAUGUCAUACAUUACAAGAUCAAAUUAAAUGACUUUCAUUCAGGCCUUCAACUUCCAUUUACACAUCUGAUGGUCUAGGUCUUUUAUGUAGUUCAACAAUUUUGUGUGCUUGUGUUAGAUUGCUUCCAUGUGAUCAUGGGAGUGUUUUUAACCAAAAGGGACUUUUUUUCCAUAUGUAGAUGUUCUGUUUUACCAAAUGACAUUUUGUAAAUGUGAAUUUUCUUAAUUCUGGAUAGGUUUUUAUAAGCAAUAAAGUAUGUUGUCCAUUUUUGUUAAA
Messenger RNA from Oncorhynchus kisutch (coho salmon), 3888 nucleotides. Its product is annotated as tetraspanin-14. NCBI's taxonomy places the organism in Eukaryota, Metazoa, Chordata, Actinopteri, Salmoniformes, Salmonidae. The record is from RefSeq and is a predicted model, not a curated record. The transcript has 9 exons. The coding region runs from base 109 to 918 and encodes 269 amino acids. Gene Ontology annotation, cellular component: plasma membrane.